Messenger RNA from Harpegnathos saltator (Jerdon's jumping ant), 417 nucleotides. RefSeq lists its product as uncharacterized. Bases 1 to 417 code for a protein of 138 amino acids. The transcript has a single exon. The record is from RefSeq and is a predicted model, not a curated record. NCBI's taxonomy places the organism in Eukaryota, Metazoa, Arthropoda, Insecta, Hymenoptera, Formicidae.
AUGGUUUCGGCUAAUCUGAGCAAGAUUAUGCCUAACAUCGGGGGGCCAAACAUGAAGGCGCGUCGCCUCCACGCGGGCAUCGUCAGCUCGGUCGCCUUAUAUGGGGCGCCCAUUUGGGCGGAGGCCCUAGCCGUCAGCCGUCCCCUGCAGGCGAUACUGCGUAGGGCACACAGGACGGUGGCGAUCAGGGUCAUCAGAGCGUAUAGAACGGUGUCCCACGUGACGGCAACGGCCCUGGCCGGCAUGUCUCCACUGGAGCUCCUCGCGUUAAUGUACUGGUCGAUGUACAUGAGGAAGGGGGAGCUCCGGGAGAAUUUAGAGGCAGGCGAAUCGCUCGCCAGGGCAAUAAAGCGGCUGAGGCACCAGGCUCGACAGCUCCUUCCCCAGAGAUGGCAGAGGCGUCUGCAGGACGCCUGA